GCUGGUAUUCCUGUCAGAUUGCUUAACGAGGCCCAGGGCCACGUGAUCUCGCUCGAGCUUACCACUGGUGAUACAUACCGAGGAAAGCUCUUGGAAAACGAAGAUAACAUGAAUUUGUCACUUUACGAUGUAGUGAUAACGAAAGGCAGAACGGGUGCUACUUCAUACAUGAACCAGGUGUUUGUGAGAGGGUCGAUGAUUCGCUUCAUCACUGUACCGGAUAUAUUGAAGAAUGCGCCUAUGUUCUUUAUGAAGCCAGGCGAUAAACCUAAACCUCCUGUGAGAGGACCU
Scheffersomyces stipitis CBS 6054 is the source of this 291-nucleotide messenger RNA. It is a transcript of the gene SMD3, whose product is annotated as mRNA splicing protein. The record is from RefSeq and is a predicted model, not a curated record. NCBI's taxonomy places the organism in Eukaryota, Fungi, Ascomycota, Pichiomycetes, Serinales, Debaryomycetaceae. Gene Ontology annotation, biological process: RNA processing; spliceosomal snRNP assembly. The annotation marks the transcript as partial. The transcript has a single exon. Gene Ontology annotation, molecular function: RNA binding. Gene Ontology annotation, cellular component: U12-type spliceosomal complex; SMN-Sm protein complex; commitment complex.